Molecule: messenger RNA, 540 nt
Organism: Entrophospora sp. SA101
Lineage: Eukaryota; Fungi; Glomeromycota; Glomeromycetes; Entrophosporales; Entrophosporaceae
Source: the annotation of a GenBank genome assembly
AUGAAAUUCCUUAAAAAAAUUUCAAUCCUUCCGUAUUCACAAUUUUAUCAUUAUCGUCGUCAAUUAUUGCACCAACAUUAUAAAUUAUUGAUAUCCAAGAGUGCAAAUGAUAUUUCCAAGAAAGCUUUUCAUACUACAAAUAGUUUCCGGGCACAAUUUCCAUUUUUAUUUUUAAAUUCUGGUCCAUACGCAACCGAACAUUCCACACCACCACCUGAUGCUCUAAGAACAAUAUAUCAACAAACAUUGAAUCAUUCAAGAAAAAAUUAUGCUAUUAGCGAACUUCAAGGUUCAUUCUUGACAUUUUUAACUUCUAUAAUUAAACCAAAAGGCAUUCUUGAACUUGGAUGUUUUCUCGGUUAUUCCAGUUUGUGUUUUGCUGAAGGAUUACGAAAAAGUGGAAUUGCAAGUAAUAAUAAAAGUACAAUAGUAACUUGUGAACUUGAUCCUGAUUAUGCGAAAAAAGCCAAAGAAAAUAUCGAGUAUUGUGGAUUCAGUGAUCUGAUUGAAGUAAAAGUUGGAAAUGCUAUUGACACGUAA